UUCCUAUUUAAUUGUUUAAAAUUGUUUUAAAUAACAUUAUAAGAAUUCUAUAUACAAUAUUCAAUAAAUUAAAUAUUUCUCUUUUAUUAAAAUAAUAUUAAUGAUGAUUAAAAUUAUGAAUUUAUAUUAUUAUUAUUAUAAAUGUGAAAGCUAAAAAUUUUCUCAACUAAUCAUGCUAAAAUGCCUAAUUUCAUUCAUUUCGGCCAUUAUUUAUCCACUGCUGAACAUAGUCCUCCCCCAUAGACUGCCAUAAAGAACAGUUCUGAGCCACCUCUAUGUAUUUGAGAUAUACCUCACUCCACCUAGUGGGAAGUCGCCCUACACUGAGUUUGUAGAUACGGGGUCGCCACGUAAGAACCUUUCUUCCCCAUUGGUUGUCGGGAGCUAUGUGACCAGCUCAUUGGCACUUCAGCUUGCUUAACCUUCUGCCUAUGUCAAUGAUUUUGGUUCUUGUGGGGAUAUCUUCAUUUCGGAUUCUGUCAUGUAAAGAAACUCCGCACAUAACCCUCUCCAUACCAGGGGGAAGGGAUUGUUAAUAAUGGAGUCUAAUGAACCCAUUGCUAAUAAUAUACCUUAUCAGGUCGACCUCCACGCGGUUCCCCCUGGAAACCAUCGUGGUUAAUUCUAGUGGAAUUCAUCACGAUGGGCUAACUGACCUGCUUUCAUCCUCAUCUAUCAUCACUCACUGGUGCCCCACCAGCGUAUACCGAUAGCGCAGGUGGGGUUACCGUUCCAUUAUCACCCAUUAAAAAAAAACCCUCUCCAUACCUCACUGAGUAAUUUGAAACUUUUACGUUUAAGCAAUUAUGUAUGGUCAUGUUUCGGUUCCAUAAAUCAUCACUGGCAACAUGAACUGGUUAAAGACCUUCGUCUUUUAACUUUGAGGUGUUCUGGAUAAGAAAAUGUGGGAUGUUUUCUCGAACGCUGUCCAGCCAACUUGAAUUCGAUCGUAGUUGGGCUUACGUAGUUGGUUAAGUUGUCCCAGGUAUACACAUACUCUUGUCAUAUUCAUCUUAAGACAUAUCUGUGGGAAAAGCACUAUUGAGCAUAGUAUUCCAAUCCUCGGAAUUCUGCCAUGAUUGUUAUGUCAUUAACAAAUCAAAGGUGAGUGAUGUAUUCGCCAUUGAUGUUUACACCAUACCUUUUCCAGUCCAAAAGUUUGAAAACAUCUUCCAUUGCAGUAAAGAAUUUCGGGGAUAUGACGUCACCCUGUCUUACACCUUUCUACAAUGGGGCGGGUUUUGUACCUAGUUCUGUACUCGGAUAGAUAUCAUAGCCUUACUGUACACUUCAACACUUCUAUAUACCUAUAAUCAAUCAGGCAUAGCUGGAGAAUCUGUAGUACUGCCCAUGUUUGGACCGAAUUAAAGGCUUUCUCAUAGUCCACAAACGCCAGGCAUAGUGGUAGUAUUUAUUUUUCCGUCUUCUGUAUAAUCUACCGUGACGGAUGUAUGUGGUCUAGGAUGUUAAAGUAAAGGUAAAGAUGUGGAAGUCAUCGAGUGGACGUGAUUCAGAAGGGAUAUCGGUCUAUGGUUCUUCAAUACGGUAUUAUCACCCUUCAUGACGAACAGGAACACCGCACUUCUGCUACACGCCUCGGGCGUAACACCGUUAUUUAAUCUCUGAAGAUCUACAAGUAUCAGGUUUCCACUAGCUUUUAGAAGCUCUGCUGUAAUUCUGUCCUCUCCCGGUGUCUUGCCGUUUUUAAGCUGUUUGAGAGCCAUUUCAAUCUCCUGCAAAUCUCUGAAUAGAUUGUAUUAAAAUUUUAUGCUCAGAUAGGUCAUGUCCUUUAUAGUAUGCAAUAUAGACAUAGAAGAAUAGAUAGGAUAUAGGUUACACAAAACUGAACCAAUAGUUGGCCAAUAUAAUUAUAAUGUAAUUUUAGAUUAAAAUAAAUUCAAACCUUUCUGGAAUUUUGACAAUGACAGUUUUUAAAAGAUACAUGAAUGUUAUAAUUGUUAUAGUUGUAUUAUAAUUGUGAUAACUAAAAGUGAAGAAAAAUAUUUUUAUAUCGAAAAAAAUGUUCAAAUUGGAGAACUAUAAAAGUAAUGUAGAUAUUGAUGACAAAUUUAGUGUGCUAAAUGUUGCUACUGACAAAACUAUGAUAUAUAAUGGUCCUAUUCAUGUUAUUGAAAAAAAGGCCCCUGUUAUUAAGGAUAAUAAACAUCGGCCAUUAGCUUCAGCUGUACUAGGUGUAAAUAAUACAGCUGCACCACUUCCAGACAAUUCAGAAUUCUAUGAUUGCUGGACAGAUAUUGAUACACAAGAAUUAUAUCUAAAUUCAAAACCAACAUGCUACUUAAUUCUUAAUAAACCUGGAGCUGCAGCAUACUCUAUUGGUGAAGCAAUUUCAAAGAAAUAUAAUUGCAUACAUUUGUGUCCAAAAAACGUUAUUAAUGAUGAAAUAGAACAAGCAAGUUCUACAGGAAAAUGUUUAGACUAUAAUUUUAAACUUAAUAAUGUACUGAAAUUUGAUUAUAUAUUAACAAUAAUAAAAAAGAAACUAGAAUCGCCUGCAGUGAAGCAUCGUGGCUACGUUUUAUCGGGACUUCCUUUAGUGACAUCAAAUAGAAAUUUACUGUAUCUUGUAAAUACUUUACACUCAGAAGAAGCAGUAGAAGUAGUGAAGAGUUUAUUGUUUGAUUUAAUUUGCAAUCUAAAGAAAAAAAGUCUAAAAAAUUUAAAAGUAUCGCCACAUACUUCUUUAAGUAGUGAAGUAAUAAUAGAUGAAGAGGAGGAACCUGAAGAGGAACAAGAAAUAGAAGAAAUUCAAGAAGAAGUUGAGGAACAAUCAUCUGUUUUGCCUAAAUUUUUGCUUCAAUCUUGUUUUAACGUUAUUUUACCGAAAAAGACUUCUUGUGUCACUAAGCAAACCGUAUUGCUUCUGCAGUUAAAUGAAUUAUUCAAUUUAUCAAUGACACCAGAUCUUAUAGUUUACUUAACUUGCACUGAUAUAGAUUUGGUAACUAAGAAAUGUCAUAAAUAUUUAAAUUAUGCAAAUGGGUUACAUACUGUUGAUCCAUUUUUUGUAAAACAGGAAUUUAACACCAAAUGGCCAGAAAAAUAUUCUAUUAGUGACUAUUUUACGCCUUACGAUUCUUGUAGCUUUAAUCCUAAAUAUAGUUGCAGGCAACCAAUCAAUUUUAUCGAAAAUUCUAUAGAACAAUUAUGUAAUUAUAAACAGUUUAUUUUACCAUUUAUAGAAAAAAAAUUUCAAGACUACAAUCCUAAACGUGUUAUAAAGUUAGAUGCGCGUACAUCAAUUGAUCAAAUGAUGCAUAUUAUCAAUGAGAUAUUUUUUACAUUGCCUAUAAAACCCAUUAUUAUACCAGAACCACUCUAUCUUGAAGAACCUCCAGAAGAUAUGCAAGAGUUUUGGAAAUUAGUUAAUGAUUUAAAUGUCAUACACAAUGGAAGUAUUAAAUUUAAUCGUUAUGCAUCUCCUUGGUUUAACAGAUGUCCUGUAGAAUUAAAGAAAAGGAAAUCUGUUAUAGGAAACCCUAAAUUUGCUGUUAGUUUUUUUAAACAUAUUUAUCUUUUAUCUUCCUUAGAUUCCAUGAUAAAUUUUUGUAGAAACCCUCGUCCGUAUUUAAAACUUAAUUAUCUAGAACCCACGUGUAGAAUCAUCGUGAUAGGAACUAAAUCAUCAGGAAAAACUAUGGUUUCAAAAUGUCUCUCUUGGAUUUUUGACGCUCCUAUCAUAAAUUACGAUAAUUUUUUACAUCAGGUAAAACGAAAAAAGUAUAACAAUUUUGCAAAAACUAUUUUAUCGGAAAUAAUAGCUACAAUAGAAGAUACCAGACAUGAAACAUGGCAACUUAUGGAAACUGAGAGACUUUCAAAAUUAGAUUUAUGGUAUAAUUUAAAUAGGUCGCUUUUAAAAAAAUAUACAUCAUUGUUAUCCGAUUAUUUAAAUUCCACGCACCAAAAAAAAGAUGAACAAAAUAAAAUGCACGAUAUAAAUUAUUUAAACAAAUUAAAAUCUUUAAAGGAACAGUUAUCUUUCCUUCCAUUUUUAGAUAAUAUUGAAUUAUGUAAUGCAGCUAUUGAAGAUAUGAACUUAAUGCAGUUUGCCCCUCUUGAAUUAAUCACUGCUACAAAAAUACCUAUGUUACCUGUUUUGGGAGACAAUGAUGUAACGGAGGCUAUUUCAGCUUAUAUUGCACUUAAUGAAUUGCAACAGGAAAUUGAACCUACCAUCGAAGAAUUAGUAAACGAAAUAGUUAAUAUACUAUCAAAUAUGGAUAAAGAACACCAAAAAAAUACAAAUUCUGAAGAAUGUUAUGCUAAAUAUAUAAUAGAUGGAUUUCCCUCUGAUCCAGAAUAUUGGGAUUAUUUCAGUGAAUUAAAUAUGUUACCUGAUAAUACUAUUGCACUAAUUGAAAACAAAGAUGUCGAACCAGAACUUCUACAACGUUAUUUAGAAAUUGAAAAGCACUUCAAGAAUUAUCAAGAAAGGUUUAUCUUAGCAAAUGAUCCACUAAUUAAAACUAAAUUAUUGACAAAUAAAAUGAUAGAUACAAAAGUAAUAGAUGUACAAAUAAUUAUUCACGAUUUAGUAAACACUGUUUUUAAUGCAACUUCUAUUACACCAUCAAAUGUAGAAAAUACUGAAGUUAAUCCAGAAUACGAUUUAUACAUUAAUUUUUCAGAAUCUUUUAAUAGAUUCCGUGAAAAUUGGGAUACUGUAAAAUUGAAAUUAGAAGAGCAAACUAUGUCAUUUAUUGAAGUUGAACUUGAUAUGAAAACAGAUAUCGAAAUACUUGAAGAAGUUUUACUAAAAUUACGUAAGAGUUACUAUUUUACUAAGACCAAUGAUGAAGAUGAGGUACAUAAACCAGAAGACGAUGAUCAUGAACCACCAAAAGAUAUUCUUACGUAUAAUGAUUCGCAAAAUUUAUGUGAAACUAAUAUAUAUUGUCCAAUUGCUUACUAUGAAUAUGGUAUUUUGUGGGAAGGUAAAUCAGAAUUUAGUAUUAAAUAUAACAAUAAAAUUUAUUAUUUUUGUAAUAACGAAUGUUCAGAAUUAUUUCAGAAAGACAUAACCAAAUAUCAAUAUUAUAAUAAUCCUUUUAAAAGUCUACCUCCAAUAAGAAUUUGCAUUAUUGGUUGCAUUGGUAGUGGUAGAACUACUAUUUCAAAAUUAAUAGCCAAAGAAUUGGGUUUGAUUCAUUUAGAUUUCUCAGAGAUCAUACACGAAUAUUUAAUACCCAAACAUUUCAAAAAAGUGGGACGACAAUUUGAAAAUAUUUUCACUGAUGUGCCAAUUGAUGAAGAAGGUGUCAUGGAAUUCCAAAUUGAUGAAGAAAGUGAAAAUUUUAUGUCAAGUAUAUUAUCAAACGAGACUGAAUUGCACCGUAUGGUACAUAAUUAUUUUGAAAGAGGUACACCUAUAAUAUCUGCCUUAAUGCAUAAAAUAUUAAAAAAAAUAUGGUUUGAUGAUCCAUUUAAAACGACAGGUUUUGUAUUAGAUGGUUAUCCUAGAUUACCGGCGGAUAUAGAAGAUAUGAUUGCAUGUUUUUGCAUACCAAAUUUAAUCAUUGAAUUGGAAAGUAAUUCAGAAACAAUGUUGCAAAGAAUGUCUUCUAAAAUGUUUAGUAGAUGGAAUACUCAACUAAAUGAUGCGAAACACAUAAAUAAUAAAAAAUUGGAUAUCGACAAAAAACAUUGGAUAGAUUUUAUCACAAAAAAUAUCGUUAUCAAACUUAUUUGUGAUGAAAUUAUAGAAAAUAUAUUCUUUCCUGAAAAAAUGUUUGCUCAACAUUUUUCUAAAGAAAGUGUUAUAAUGGAUGCUAAUCCAUCAGGGUCCUCGAAUGUUGACGCAAAUCUAUUUAACACUUUCAAUGACAUGAUUCAAGAAUAUCCAGAACCUAUUAAUCAAAGUGAAUGGGAGAAACCAGACAAAGCUCGUGAAAGAUUAGAUUCUAGACUUGAAGGCAUUUUUGAAACAGAUGAUGAAAAUAUUCAAUCAUUAAAAGAUAUGUUGCCAGAACAAAAAAUUAAAUUUGUGUCGGUCGAUAGUACAAAACCAUUACACGAAGUGUUGAGGGUUACCCUAUCCAAAUUAUCAAGUCUAAGAAAUCGCAGCGAAUCAUUUUUUGAACAAACUUUUAUAAUUGAUUGCGAUAUUGCAGAAAUGUUGUUGUUAGAGGGAUUUUAUUUUUUAAGUAAAUUUAACCGCAUUUGUCCUGUAUACAUUUAUGAAAAUCCAAAUUCUUUACUGAAUCCUUACAAAGUAAACAAAAACAAAAGGAAAAUAUUUCCAGUAAUACAUCGAUCUUAUAUUUAUUUUAUUAUUAGUGAAGAAUACGUUCUUAAAUUCCGGCAGAAUCCUUUGAAAUAUAUACAUAAAAAUGUUAUCAAAUAUUAUAUUGAAUACCCUCUUAGAAUUGGAAUUAUUGGGCCACCAAAGUCUGGAAAAAGUACAUUAGCAGAAAAGUUAUCAAAUAAAUAUGGACUAUUGUGUCUUUCGAAAGGAAUUGCUCUUAGAUACAUAUUAAAAAAUAUGCACUGGACUGAAUUAGCAUCUAGAAUUAUAGUGAAGCUGCGCGAAGGACAACGUGUUAAUACUGACCUUAUAAUAAAAGCUGUACAAACUAUCGCCAUAGAUCAUCGCGUUGUAACCAACGGGUUUAUAAUGGAUGGUUUUCCUGAAUCAUCUUCGGAAGCAAUGGAACUAUCUAAAAUAGGUCUCUAUCCACUUAUUAUGCUUGAUAUUUCUCUGAAAAAACAGAGAAUUUUGGAGUAUUCUCAAAAUGAAGUCCAUUUUAAUAUACUAAAAAUAAAACCACCUUAUUCAUUUUCAUUUAUUGAGCACCGAUUUACUAAAUGGGCAGAAACUUGUUACCAAAUUAGAGAUUGGAUUGAGAACGAUUAUCAAAAUAUUUAUGUUAUAGAUGGAAACCAAUCGAAGUGGCAAUGUUUACGAAACGCUAAUAUUGUUAUCGAUAAAAUAAUGAACAAAGUACACUUUUAUGUCAAUAACGUAAAUUUAAAAAUUGUGCCGGCAGAUGUCAUGUGUAUUUCUAAUGAACUUUUUCAGAAACAAAUGUCCAAUUUUAAAAAUAUUUGUCCACUCUGUUUGCAAAAAAAUAUUUUAAAACAUAGUGAUUUUCCAAUAGAUAAAAAAGGUGUAGUACAGUAUAGAAAUAUGUUUUACUGGAUUUGUAAAGAGCAUAUGGAUGUAGUUUUGAAAAAUCCGCAUUUGUAUUUAACCAACCGGAGAGUCGAUAUACCCGAAAUCCCUGCUGCGAUAAAAACAAUUAAUUUUUCAUUUGUUUACGAGAACGGGAUUUGCAUAGUAACAUAUGCUGAAAAUCUACCUGCUCAAAAAAUUAAAAGGGGUUAUAAAAAAUAUGCAGCAAAUUUUCGUGGAAAAAUAUAUUUAUUUUGCAGCUCUGAAUGUCUGAAUAAAUUCAUGGCUAGACCUCAAUUAUACUCUGAUAUUUUCGUAUUUAAAGAAACCGAAUUGUUCCCAAAAGUUGAAUUAAAAAAAUUACCAAAUUUAGGCUAUUUAGAACAAACUGUUGGAAAUAUUAUAACAGAUGCGUGUUGCUCAGUUAAUGUAUUUAGGCCAAAAUAUCCAGGACUCGAUGUUAAGACAUCUGCAUUAUUGUAUAUAGCUUUGUAUUUGAAAGUUCAUAACCCUUUUUUCAAUAAAUCUGUUAUAGAUAUAUAUGAGAAAAUUUUCAAAAAAUAUCAGACUCGAUGUAAAUUGAUGAUAGAUAUCGGAUUACGUUUAAGAGUUAUGGAUAACCCCUUUAUACAAUAUCCUAAAUGUUGUGGUUUAAAGAAUUAUGAUUCCGGAACUGUACGCAAACCAUCUACACUUGAACAAAACUCUACAAGUAUCUCAGAGUUUAUAGACUGAACAUUUUAAUAUACUUAAUAUGGAGAUAUAAUUUUCAUUCUCAUAUACCUAUGUUAAAAGAAUAAAUCAAUAAAUAAAUACAACAACAUGACUAUCAGUAUUUUAAUUUCCUCUAGAAUUCUUGUCAUUUGUAUGUCGGUAAUUGGCUACAUAAAAAUAUUAUUUAUUAAAUGGCUAUUUCUCGCUAUGUUUCCUGCACGCAUCAAUAUAUAAAGUAUGCGUAUAAACUAUCCCUGUACUAAAUUUCAUUCAAAUCUAUUCAACCGUAAGUGUAAGAUUGAGUAACAAACAUCCAAAUAUUUUUAUAGACUUUCACAUUUAUAAUAUUAGUAAUAUUGUUUGUUAAAGAAAGCUCGCUUAUUGAAUACAGUUUUUAUAUAUUUUUUGUAUAUAUUUUAGAGAAAAUUGUAGAUAUAGUUUGCCGGAUAUUUCUGGAACAACUUCUUUUACAAGAAAUUUAAUCAUAUGAUUUGU
Galleria mellonella (greater wax moth) is the source of this 8344-nucleotide messenger RNA. RefSeq names its product adenylate kinase 9-like. The transcript has a single exon. Gene Ontology annotation, cellular component: cytoplasm. Bases 2021 to 7870 code for a protein of 1949 amino acids. Gene Ontology annotation, molecular function: AMP kinase activity; ATP binding. The record is from RefSeq and is a predicted model, not a curated record. NCBI's taxonomy places the organism in Eukaryota, Metazoa, Arthropoda, Insecta, Lepidoptera, Pyralidae. Gene Ontology annotation, biological process: nucleobase-containing compound metabolic process.